AUGUCAGAACACAGCAGGAAUUCAGAUCAAGAGGAACUGUUUGAUGAGGAGAUUGAUGAAGAUGAAAUCUUGGCCAACUUGUCCCCUGAAGAGCUAAAGAAACUGCAGUCGGAAAUGGAAGUCAUGGCCCCUGACCCCAGGCUUCCUGUGGGAAUGAUUCAGAAGGAUCAGACCGACAAGCCACCCACGGGAGACUUUGACCAUAAAUCUCUUAUGGAUUAUAUGUAUUGGCAAAAGGCAUCGAGACGCAUGCUGGAAGACGAACGUGUCCCUGUCACCUUUGUGCCAUCCCAGGUGGGCACUCAAGAGCAGCAUGAAGAAAGAGACACAGGUAAUAGACACGUGUCCCACUAUUUAAAAGAAAAGCUCAACAAUGAAAUCACAGCCAAUAAAAGAGAAUCGAAAGGCAGCGACGAUGUCCAAGAACCAGAUGAGGAGGAUGGUGAAGAAGAUGAAGGAGAUGAAGAUGAUGAAGAUGAUGAGGAGGAUGAGGAGGAUGAGGAGGAUGAGGAUGAAGAUGAUGAGGAUGGAGAUGGCAGGGAAGAUAAAAAGCCGCAAAGAGGAGAGGAAGGUGAGGGAAAGGAGCAAAUCAGAAACGGCGAGAGCAGCUCCCCACAAGUAGCUAAGAAAGCAUUCGAAGAACAGAAAGACAGGCCGGAGGUCCAAGAAAAGAGCGAGAAGAAAGUAUCAAAAUUAGAUCCUAAGAAGUUAGCACUAGACACCAGUUUUUUAAAGGUAAGUGCAAGGCCUUCAGGAAACCAGACGGACCUGGAUGGGAGCUUGCGGAGAGUUAGACAGAAUGAUCCCGAUAUGAAGGAGCUCAAUUUGAACAACAUUGAAAACAUCCCCAAGGAAAUGUUACUGGACUUUGUCAACGCAAUGAAGAAAAACAAACACGUCAAAACCUUCAGUUUAGCAAACGUGGGCGCCGAUGAGAACAUCGCGUUUGCCUUGGCUAACAUGUUGCGGGAAAAUCGGAGCAUCACCACUCUCAACAUCGAGUCCAACUUCAUCACAGGUAAAGGAAUUGUGGCCAUCAUGAGGUGUCUCCAGUUCAACGAGACGCUCACUGAACUUCGGUUUCACAAUCAAAGGCACAUGCUGGGCCACCAUGCCGAAAUGGAAAUAUCCAGACUGUUGAAGGCCAACACCACCCUCCUGAAGAUGGGCUACCAUUUUGAGCUCCCGGGCCCCAGAAUGGUGGUAACCAACCUGCUCACCAGGAAUCAGGAUAAACAAAGGCAGAAAAGACAAGAGGAACAAAGACAACAGCAACUGAAAGAGCAGAGGAAGUUGAUAGCCAUGCUGGAGAACGGGUUGGGGCUACCUCCCGGAAUGUGGGAGAAGUUGGGAGGACCCAUGCCGGAUGCCAGGAUGCAGGAGUUCCUCCAACCUCCUCCUCAGCCUCCCAACCCCCAGGCAGUCCCCUUCAGUCGGCCGAACGAAAUGAUGAAGAAGCCAUCACAGCCUCCGAAGUACAGGACGGACCCUGACUCCUUCCGGGUGGUGAAGCUGAAGAGAAUCCAGCGCAAAUCUCGGAUGCCAGAGGCCAGAGAACCCCCCGAGAAAACCAACCUCAAAGACGUCAUCAGAACACUGAAGCCAGUGCCGAGAAAUAGGCCGCCCCCGUUGGUGGAAAUCACUCCCAGAGAUCAGCUCUUGAAUGACAUUCGUCACAGCAAUGUCGCCUACCUUAAACCCGUGCAACUGCCAAAAGAGCUGGCAUAAGUGGCAACAGAAUCAUCUGGAAGAGCAAGGAUCUGAGAUAAUGACUCUUGUAUCAGAGCUCGGAGACUCUUUGAGCAGCAUACUUCUGGAGCCAGGUGGUGGAAGCGGGAAUGGGCUGACAUCUGAUAGGAGAAUUUUGUAAAGGCAGAGGCAAAAUAGGGGCUGAAAAGGGAGGAGGAGAUAAAAAAAAUUACUAUUCUGG
Molecule: messenger RNA, 1930 nt
Organism: Prionailurus viverrinus (fishing cat)
Lineage: Eukaryota; Metazoa; Chordata; Mammalia; Carnivora; Felidae
Gene: LMOD3
Product: leiomodin 3
Exons: 3
Coding region: 1-1728 (575 amino acids)
Biological process (GO): pointed-end actin filament capping; muscle contraction; myofibril assembly
Cellular component (GO): myofibril; striated muscle thin filament
Molecular function (GO): tropomyosin binding
Source: RefSeq, a predicted model, not a curated record